Fulmarus glacialis (Northern fulmar) is the source of this 885-nucleotide messenger RNA. It is a transcript of the gene ALDH4A1, whose product is annotated as aldehyde dehydrogenase 4 family, member A1. The transcript has 8 exons. NCBI's taxonomy places the organism in Eukaryota, Metazoa, Chordata, Aves, Procellariiformes, Procellariidae. The record is from RefSeq and is a predicted model, not a curated record. Gene Ontology annotation, molecular function: L-glutamate gamma-semialdehyde dehydrogenase (NAD+) activity. The annotation marks the transcript as partial.
GGAAACGUCGUCCUGUGGAAGCCCAGCGACACUGCCCUGCUCUCCAGCUACGCCGUCUACAAGAUCCUCCUCGAAGCCGGGCUCCCUCCGAACGUCGUGCAGUUCGUGCCGGCGGACGGGCCCGUGUUUGGAGACACCGUGACGAGCUCCGAGCACUUCUGCGGGCUCAAUUUCACCGGCAGCGUGCCAACUUUUAAGCGGCUCUGGAAGCAGGUAUCCGAAAACCUGGAUCGCUACCGCAAUUUCCCACGCUUGGCUGGAGCGGACUCGCUGUGGCCCCAGAUCAAAGAGAAACUGCUGGAGGAGCACGGGAAGAUCAAAGUGGGAGACCCUGCCCAGGACUUCGGGACGUUUUUCUCGGCAGUGAUCGAUGACAAGUCUUUUGCACGGAUAAAGAAAUGGAUCGAGCACGCCAAGAAGUCGUCCAACCUCACCAUCCUGGCAGGGGGCGGCUGCGACGACAGCGUCGGGUACUUCGUCGAGCCGUGCAUCGUGGAGAGCAGAGACCCGCAGGAUCCCAUCAUGAAAGAGGAGAUUUUUGGCCCAGUGCUGACGGUGUACGUCUACCCGGAGAAGAGGUUCGCGGAGGUCCUGGAGCUGGUCGACACCACCACGGCCUUCGGCCUCACGGGGGCGAUCUUCGCCCGGGAGAAGAGAAUCAUCGACGAAGCCAGGAACCUUCUGCGCAACGCGGCCGGCAAUUUCUAUAUCAAUGAUAAGUCGACAGGCGCCGUUGUGGCUCAGCAACCCUUCGGAGGCUCCCGCAUCUCAGGCACCAACGACAAACCUGGUGGCCCCCACUACAUCCUGCGCUGGACCUCUCCCCAGGCCGUCAAAGAAACGCACGUGCCCCUGACGGACUGGCGUUACGCCUACAUGCAGUGA